AAUCACAGAAUGAAUAUCUGGAAUCUUGGGAUUGGAAUAAUUAUCUUAUUACAAAUUACAACUGGAAUUAUUGGAAAUUUCUCUCUUUUGUUGUACUAUCUAGUCCUUUACUGUAGAGAGCACACAUUAAAGCACACAGAUUUGAUUCUCAUGCACCUAAUGGCAGCCAAUGCCUUGAUCAUUCUCUCUGCAGGAGUGCCCCAAACCAUGGCAGUUUGGGGAUUCAAGCAUUUCUUGAAUGAUUUUGGAUGUGUGUUCUUAUUGUACAUUCAAGGAUUUGCUCGAAAUGUGUCUAUUGGUGCCACCUGUCUUUUGAGUGUCUUCCAGGCAAUGACCAUCAGUUCCAGGAAGUCUCGUUGCAAGGAUUGUAAAGUCAAAGCUACAAAGUACAUUAACUUCUCUGUUUCCCUACUCUGGUUCUUCCCCGUGUUGAUACGAUUCAUAUUCUUGAUGAACAUAUAUAUCAAAAUGAAUAUCAAAAACAUGACAAGAAAUCGAGAUUUUGGAUAUUGCUCUACUGUAGGGUGGGAUGAAAUCAUAGACUCACUCUAUACAGCAUUGGUAUUGUGCCCUGAAAUUUUUAUUGCUGUGCUCAUCACCUGGUCCAGCACCUCCAUGAUAGUCAUCCUUUACAGACACAAGCAGAGGGUUCAACACAUCCAUAACUCUCAUGGCUCCAGUAGAUCCUCCCCUGAGUCCAGAGCCACCCAGAACAUCCUGGUGCUGGUGUCUACCUUUCUGGCUUUCUAUACUCUCUCUACUGUCUUGCGAGGAUGCAUUGCUUAUUUGUAUAAUGACAAUUGGUGGCUUGUGCACAUCUCUCGCCUGACUUCUCUUUGUUUUCCAUGUUUUGGACCCUUUAUUCUUAUAAGACAUCACUCAUGUUUGUCCAUAUUUAAUUUGGUAUGGUUACAAAAAACAUUUUUCCCUGAUUCGGUUAUAACUAUGCGAAAUAAAAGACUUUUUAAAUAA
Molecule: messenger RNA, 972 nt
Organism: Phodopus roborovskii (desert hamster)
Lineage: Eukaryota; Metazoa; Chordata; Mammalia; Rodentia; Cricetidae
Product: vomeronasal type-1 receptor 4-like
Exons: 1
Coding region: 10-972 (320 amino acids)
Biological process (GO): G protein-coupled receptor signaling pathway
Cellular component (GO): membrane
Molecular function (GO): pheromone receptor activity
Source: RefSeq, a predicted model, not a curated record